ACUAAACACGGAUCCCAGCAACAACAAAAACAACCGGCAACACAUUUCAAAGCGAAGCGACUCACACAAAUACUCUGUCACACGAACAUCUAACAUCGAAUUGAAUCGAAUUCUGCAAUAAAUAUUCCGGCUAACGCUGCCUAUGAACGCGAUCUAGAGUCUUAAAGGCAGGCAUGCAGUGGCACGAAGUGGAGUUGGACGGAAUCCGGACCGCGGCAUUUCCGGAGCGGGCGGUUCCCGGGAUCGGCCAGGAAGCGGUUGAACAUCUGGGCGGCUACCUGCGCGGUGGAAAGUGGGCAUGGGUCACCAGCAAGUAUUCCAGCGAGGCCACCAUGUUGGUCUGUUCCAGCACCACGGGCGAGUGCGUGGCUCGGCACACGUUUUGGAGCGAGGAGCGACCCGGCCAGGAGGAAGUACGCUGCAGCAUCCAGACCGUGGAAGAGUUGUUCCCGGGGGAAGUGGAUAAGCCCAGUCUGCUGGCCAUCUGCCUGGAGAUUUGGAGUGAUGGCAGUCGUCGACCGCACCAGUGUCCCGCGGCAAGGACCCAACUGGUCAUUUACUCGGUCUCCCUGGACCAGGUACUGCGCCGCUUCGACCUGGACUCUCUAUAUUGCAGCUCCCUCGCCUUCCUCGACAAGCAGCUGUGCCUGGGCACGCACCUCUCCCGCUUCGAUGGCUGCUUGGCCGUGGCCUCCGAGGAGGGCCUCGUCCUCCUGCUAGACCUUAACUGCAGCCAUAUGUUGGAAACCCGCAAUCGAUGCAUCCUCGAUUCAGAGGCCGAUCCCUGCGCAGAGAUUUUCCGCUUUCCUUGCGUGAGUUCUGUGACGCGGAUCGACUCUCUGCUGGCCGAGUGCCGGUCCAGAGACGCCCACUUGGCCGUUGAGGUGGAUGUUGCUCGGAUCGGUAUUCGCUGCUUGACGAGUAUUAGCUUCGCUCCUGGAUUCGCAGCCGGCUUGGAGGACGGCACCAUUCUGAUCUACGACCUCGUCGACUUCCACCUGACCACCCAACUGCGGGCGCCGUCGGACAGUGAUGUUUCCGUGGAGCGUAUCUGCUGCGUCCUGCCGCCCGACGACCCGAAGCCCUGCUUUUAUGUCUGUGCCAUGUACCUCAGCCCGGCCAGGCUUAGCCUGCAACUGCACUCAGUGAGCUACAUGCGCUCCUAUGUGAAUCAGAGCGGUGAAGGAUUCCGAUUUCGGAACUUCCAGUCGAGUAUGCUGCGCAACAAACAGGUGUUCGACACGGGCAAGUGCUCCAUCAUUGGGUGCACCACGGCCUCCACUUUCAGCUUCGCCGGCGACAACGGCACGCUGCUGGCCAUUAUCAGCUGGCACUCGGACGUCGAACGGCGCAACAAACUCGUCCUGUUCGACAUCAACCAGUGGUACAAGGACGAGAUGCCGCCCGGUGUGCGAGCUCGCGAGGUCCCCCACUACCUGGCCGGCUACGUUCUGAGCGGACUGCCCAAGGGUCUGGCUCUGCAGCUACGCUCGAACACCAUAAUGCAUUUCAUAUCCCUGCACCGCUUCGACGAGCACUUCUACCCGGAAUCCUUGACUUUCGAUUGCUCCUUGCUGACGUCCACUGGUUGCCGCUACUAUGCGCAGGAUGGAGUGCAGCAUAGAUUCCUGAACGCCCUGCGGUGGGAGAGGGCAACGCUGUUUCUGAAUCCACAGCCCUACCACGAGCACAUCGUCCGCCUGCGCCUCAUGCCGCAGUUCAGUGAACUACAUCCCGACGCCACGGUAUCCAAGGCUGCCAUGUACGAGGAGAUCCUGUCGGUGGCUUUGGAACACAAGUGCGUGGCCUUGCUGAACGACUGCGCCCGCAGCUGGCUGGACGGCAGCUUCCUGUGCAAUACGCUGGACAGCACCCAACUCUCCCUCUCCACACUCACCAAUUGGAUCGUCCGCCGCGCCGGCCUCAUCAAGGCGCACUGCUCGGAGCUCUGCCAGGGCAUCUUUGACUACGGCGGCUACUCCCUGGACGAGCGGGAUAGCCGCGAAUACCAGGCGCUGACCUCCCAGCUGCGCGAACUGCUCCGCCUGCAGACCUACAUCCUCGAGCAGGGCCGCCGCAACCUGCCGCCGAGCAUCCAGGCCGAAUGUGAGGUCAACAGGCGGGCGCUCCAGACCGUUCUGAUCUACCAGCGAGUGCUCUACUGGUUCAUAGAGCAGGGCCUGCUGCCCGAGGGCCAGCAAAUGGGGAGUACUGAUCAGCAGGAGCCGCUGCUCGUCCGCCUGCGCCGCUCCUAUGCGGAUCUGCGGAAGAACAAACGAAAACUCUACAUAGACGUUCUCGGCAUGCGCUCCGGGAUGACGGAAGCGUAUCCGCCGGACACACUGCAGUCGCUGCUCUACUUGAUGCUCAACCCCGACACCCAGACGGAUCGAAAGUACGCCAUCGUCCUGUACUUUCUGAUGGAUCUCGUGGCUCCGAGGCAGUGGGUGCGUUUCCAGGGUGCAUUCCAGAUAAGCGAGCAGGUGGUGAUGUCGGUUCGCUCCUUCUGGUUUCUGGAUCACGGGGAAUUUGAUGAAUGCGUCAAGGAGCUGUAUGACUCCGCCACCCCGAUCACUGGCUACGAGGAAUGGCAGUCGAAGCUACUGCUGGAGACUCUGCUAGCUGCUGGCGCCUCCGAGGCUGCGAUGCGCGUGGUGAGCCAGCCGCCGGGCCCAGUGGACGUCUGGCUGCAUUUGCGCGUCCUCCUCGCCAACGACAGCAUCCCCGAGGCCUUCCACAUGGCACGGCUCUACGACGACGAGGGGGGUUACCCGCUGUUGGAGCGAUUCUUCCAGCACUGCAUCGACCACCGGCGCUUCAAGGUGCUGGCUGAGCUCUGCCUGCGCGAGCCGGAGGAGCGGCUCGUCUACCGACUGCUGCGCCAGUGCCGUUCCCGGCAGGCGGAGUGCGUCCAGCUGAUCCUGCUGCUGCAGAAGAGCAAGUUCAUUGAGGCCGUCUCCUUCAUGGACGACGUGGCAGCCGAGCGGCAGCGCGACGACGACUCCUCCAGCACCAUCAUCUCGGCGUACCGCUCCACAAUGGCUCCGGUGGCGCAGAACAUAGCCGGCACUUAUUUCCGGAUUCGCGGCAAGCUGGACAGCAUGAAUAAGCUGCCCGGCCGGAAUCUGGGCAAUCCGGAGCCGUUUAGCUGUCAGCUCGUCAAGCAGAACGCCAGCGGCGAGGUGGGCGGCAUCUUCCAGAGCUCGGCCCUCAGCGCCCACUGGGCUACGCGUUACGACGACUUGGCUUCCGGGCUGCCCACUUCUGAGCACCCCGCGCCCCUUUCCGGCACCAAUGGGGUCUGCAAGGGGCACAGCAACAUCCCCUUCCUGCGGCGCGCGCAGUACGGGCUGUCGGAGCUGCCUCGGCGACGGCACGUCGUGAAGCCAGUGCUCCACCAGGUGGCGGAGAAGCGGCAGCGCGAGCAGGAGGAUCUGCAGCGGGAAGAGCGCCACCGUAGAGACGAGGUCACAAUGCAGCCGAAGAAGCGGCGGCGACUGCUAGGCGAGCAGCUAGUGGAGGAUAUGCGUGGUCACGUUAAGAGCCUGCUGGGAAUGGCGCCAGUCCGGAAGCAGCUCGGGGAGGAGGAAUCGAACGGGGAACGGGGCUCGGUGUGCGAUCUGCUGCAGCCGCCAUCCUACCUGCAGUCGCGCCAAAACGUGAACCGGCAGGGCAGCAGCUCGCCACCGGCAGUCCUCAAGCCACGCCCAGCCAUUAAGUCCUUGGGCGGCACUCCGCUCCAAGCCACCUCCACGAGGCUGUCGGGAACGAAGCGGUUUCGUUUCAUGCCCCCGAUUCCGCUGCGUCUGGAUGGCUCCAUGGAGGUUGAAGGCGAGGAGCCGGUGGAUGAGGACACCGAGUCGAAGGAUGGCGUGCCGGAGACGGAGGAGGAGGAAACCGACGAGAUUAUCAUGGCGAUAGAGUCCAGGAGUGACCCGCAAGCCACCGAAAACAGCGAAUCAGAGGACGAGUUCAUGUCCCCGAUGGCCUCCGCGAAUGUCUCGCUGGCCAAUCAGUCGGGAGUGGCGGCGGAAGGGUCGCCCAGGGUCAUGGGCCCGCCACGCGGACCUCAGCCGCGCUCCUCCCUGUUGCAGGGCAGGAACGGAAACGGGAACGGCAGUGAGAGCAGCGGCUUCGGCAGCUUCGCCACCGUCCAGGCAUCCCAGACGUCGUCCCACUCGCAAUUCGUACCCACCAUUUGCUCCUCCAAGAUGUACGAAACGCACUCGCAGAUGCAUCUGUUCUCCGGCGGCAUCGCAUCCAGCACCAGUGGCGUGAAGAUCUCCGAGCGCACCACCAUCUGCGGCGAUAUGGAGUCCACGGAUCUGAUUCCGGAGACCACUGCCGCCUCGUUGACGGCGGCCAGUUCCGAGUGGCCCAUGCCGCAGGCGCGUCAUCCGGGCCAGCAGCUCCAGAUGAUGGACACGACCCUGGGCAUGUCCACCUACGAUGUCACUUCUCUGGAGCCCCGUGAACCGGAACGGGAGCCGGUGGAGGAGCAGAGUCAGGAGGAGGUGCUAAAGCUGGAGGAUUCAGCAACUGGCCAGACGCAGCAAGAAGAGCAGCCGGCGGAGCAGAGCCAGGAUGAGGAGAGGCCAAGCACCGAGGCAAACUACCAGCUGCCAUUCAUGGCCAGCUCUGAGGCGCCCGUUCAGGAGCCCCUCUACUCGCCCACCUACAGCCUGAGCAGCGAGGAGUCAUCCGAGCUCUCCUCCUACAUCGACCCCAUGCGCCCCACCCAGGAGGACAUCGACAAUCCGCUGUACACCACGGAGACGGGCUCCAUCGCCUCCUACCAUCCCAGCGACACCAACGACUCCGAGAACUCCAGUCCGCGGGCGCCGCUCGGAGAUGCCGGGGAUGGGUCACUCUACCGAGCCAACAGCCUGGAAACAGUCGACGACCUGGACACCACCAAGGGCUCCGUGGAGGAGGCGGAGGAGGACUACGAGGACGACUGCGUGAUCGCGCUGGAUGGCACCGAAGUGCGCGGAUACGUAGCCCGUCCCCAGCAGCCGACGGCCUGUAGCAGCGCCGAGCUGUUCGCCUUCAAGGACGAGUGCCAGGAGGAGGCGGUGCCCGGGUCGUGUCCCUCGCUCUCGUUGGGCGCCACCGCCAACAGCGACUCUGUGGUGGCGGACACCAUAGUGCUGGACAGCGACAGUGAGUCCCGCAAGGACAGGGAGCAGGACAACAAGCCGCAGUCCACUCCGAUGGAUAUGGAUGUGGAUGUGGAUGUGGUGGUGCAGGUGUCGGUACCGGUGCCUGUGGCAGAGGAGCCUGCUUCCAGCAACGACUCCGUGGCCACAGUAUCCUUCAGUGAGGCGAAGCAGCCGCCGGCAGAGAUCGAUGUGGAGAUGGUGGUUGAAGCGGAGGAGAAUAGGGAAGUCGGUGAGGAGCAGCAGCCAGACGAGGAGGGCGCUGAAGAGGUCCAAAAAGAGGACGCAAUGAUGGCCGAGGAGGAGGCGGAGAAACAGGUUCUGCUACCUGAGGACGUGCCUCCACAUGUUGAUGUCCAGGUGGAAAGCGUACCAGAAAUCCAAGAAGAGGAGAGUGUGAUUGCCGUCGAAGAGGAGGAGGUGCAGGCUGUUCCGGUGCCGGAAGAGGAGGAGCUACAGGCUGUUCCGGUGCCUCAAGAUGAAGAGAAGACAAAAGUCCAGGAGGAACACACACAAAUUAUCACGGAAAGCGUAGAAGAGAUCCACAAAGAGGAGGAGAUGGUGGUUGAGGAAGAGGAGCUAAAGCUUGUCCUGGAGCCUGAAGAUGAGGACAAAAAAGAAGUCCUGGAGGAGGAAGGCGAAUCAGAGAUCCAGAAACAGGAUGAGGACAUAAAAGAGUACGAAGAUGCAGUCUCUGAGGAUGAUGACUUGGUGCUGGUGGUGGAGGACGACGAGGAGUCCAGUGGGGGGAAGCACGAGAUGACACUGGAAGUGAUCCAAGAAGAGGACACGCAAAGCGACUGCAUGGUGGUAGAUCCCUCGCCUCCGGACCACACAACAGUGAGGGAAAAAGAGCAGAAGAACGAGGAACAGUCCGCCGAGGAGAGCCCCAAGCAACUGGCCAAAGAGGAAACAACUCCAAGGCCCCGCUCCACUCAGGAAGAGGACUCCAAGCAGAGCUUUACGUCCGAGGAGGGUGACCGGACGCCUGCUCUUCCAACGGCGACGCGGACUUUGCGUUCUCGCCGCAGCACCUCCAUCCCCACGGACAGUCCCGUCGUCCAAACGCCGCCGGUGUCCACCCGGAAGCUGCGCCUACGCAGCUCCGACGCCCCAGUAUCGACCCCCAGGCGUCGCACCCUCCAACACAAGCACCUCCUGGAGGUCAUCGACGAGAGCUCGCAGGACACUACCAAUCUGCCGCGCACCAGAUCGCGCUCGCGACUCAGCAUCGACUCGGAUGCGCCUGCCCCCGGAUCCAACACGACGACGCGUUCCAAGCGGGCCACCUCGCUGCUCCCGGACGUCCAGAAUACGACUCCUCGCCUGCGUCGCGGCAACAGCGAGCCGCCCAGCCCGGCGAUCACCACCACGCCAGUGCAGAAGCGCCGUACAGUACGAUCCCGGAAGAACAGCGCGGUGGAGGCGGAAGAAGCGGCUCCAAAGGUGCCGGAACCUGAACCGGAAUCGGAGCCAAAGCCACAGCCGGAGGAGGAGGAGAAGGAGAAGCCGCGGCUGCGACGCACAACCAGGCGACGCGCCUCCGAGCUAAGUGACAAGAGCGACAAGACCGAGCAGACGGAUCCCCCUUCUCCAGGCACAUCCGGUACCCGGCAACUGCGUCUGCGGAUGCAUCGCGUGAAGAAGAUCGAGUCGGAAGCUGCCGAGUCGGCGGCUCCAUCCCAGAGGUCCUUGCGAACGCCCCCUCCCACAGAAAGUUCCAACGAAACCAGCGUGCCGCCCAAGAAGCGCGGUCGCUCCAAGAAAUAGAAGGAGAUUCUGAUGAUUCGAAUGAGAUGUUUGAUUGAAUCCCCGCCAUUACUGUAUAUUGCCACACUUUCUAUAUUUUUUGUUUCACUUUGAAAUCUAUAUUUUAUGGCUUAUUAGUUCGAUGUUCCAAAUAAAAGUGUUAAAGUAUA
This is a messenger RNA of Drosophila ananassae, 7078 nucleotides long. RefSeq names its product protein ELYS homolog (gene Elys). The record is from RefSeq and is a predicted model, not a curated record. The transcript is spliced from 8 exons. Lineage: Eukaryota; Metazoa; Arthropoda; Insecta; Diptera; Drosophilidae. Bases 174 to 6929 code for a protein of 2251 amino acids. Gene Ontology annotation, molecular function: protein binding.